GCAGUGCGUCAGACGUCAAUUUCACUGGACUGCUAGGUGAACCCAAACUGGACAAAGUUUCUAACCAGAUAUCCGUCGAAGCACCUAACACUAGAAUUGCCGACAAACAGGUUUCAAGUCCGCUAAUGGUUUAUAAUGUACAGACCUUCAGCCCCGCGGCUGUGCCUAGGGUACUUCCGGUGAAAGAAAACCAACGAGACCAUUAUGAUGGUUCGCAUGUCAAGAAAACAGGAACACCACAUUUGCUACACGAAAGGCCUUCCACGAAACUCAGAAGAAUACUGCCCAAAUCAGUCGUGUCAUCAUCCCUUUCUGAGAGACAAGGUCAAGGUCACCCACAAGAUGGCGACGGGUGUUCAAAUGUACCUUCGUCCAAUGAGCAACUUAGGUCUCACAGCGGACACAUUGGCAUGUGUCUACCCCAUGUGCCAAUGUCAACACAGCUUCCAUCCAAGUCUAUGGUGAAUCGAACUCAAGAGACAGUGGUUCCAGAUAAAGAUACCCUUGUUCACGAGGGUUUACCCGGCGAAAUCACGUUUGAACCCAAGGAUCGUGAUUCCAGUUUAACAAACUACUCCCGACAAGAAGUGAGCAGUGUAGACACAGAUGAACCCAAGGAGCAUGAUCCCAGUUUAACAAACUACUCCCGACUAGAACUGAGCAGUGUAGACACAGAUGACCCACACACUCAACUCCCUGCCCUGGAUAAAGUCAGUUUCUUCAGCGCCAUGUGUGAGAUAGACACGGACUGGACUCCACUGCCCGAUGACGUGGCUGUGAUGUUCAACAGCUACAGGGAGAGUCCAGACUGUUCAGGGGGCGUCGAUACCACAGACGCUGCCGAAUCAGAAGCUACAGUUGUGGAGAAGAACGUUCAUUUGCCUAUACUCCUGUGUUGAUGAUUGGUGUGACACUGGUUGAGAGAUUUAGGACAUCUUGUUAAGAAACACUUUAUA
Molecule: messenger RNA, 956 nt
Organism: Haliotis rubra (blacklip abalone)
Lineage: Eukaryota; Metazoa; Mollusca; Gastropoda; Lepetellida; Haliotidae
Exons: 2
Coding region: 126-899 (257 amino acids)
Source: RefSeq, a predicted model, not a curated record